Molecule: messenger RNA, 939 nt
Organism: Aspergillus pseudotamarii
Lineage: Eukaryota; Fungi; Ascomycota; Eurotiomycetes; Eurotiales; Aspergillaceae
Exons: 1
Coding region: 113-376 (87 amino acids)
Source: RefSeq, a predicted model, not a curated record
GCUAACUUCUCUGAUCACUUCCUUGAUCUAAACUACUUUCAACAAUACUCCGUACUACCUUCAACUAUCCUCUAAUCCAAACCGCUCCACAGUGGAGAUUGGUACGUUGAGAAUGUCUUCUUCACUGCAAGAACCUCAAGGGAGCUCGCACACUCUAAGCUCGGUCUCGCAAAACCAAACGCCUCCUGGAAAUAUCAGGAGAUCCCGUGGGGCGAGCACUGUUGAACCUGACAUGUCGCAUUAUCUUUACUUUGAAGAUAACGAUUGCUUCUUCCCGCCAACCGAGUUGGGCCAGAAACCACCGAGACAGGGAGAGGAACGAGAACCAAGGCAAUCGCCGAUGGAUGCGGAACAACCACGAGUCCCAGAGGAAUGAGAGCCGAAACAAUUGUUAUUCCAAGGUUUGAAGCUUAAACUAUCCUACUAUAAUGUAAUAGCUAAUUCACUGAUAAAGGCCUGCCGAGGAAUCGUUUAUACUGCUCUAUCUAGAGUCCAACCCAGGAAUAUAUAAAUAAUUAGGCUGUACCUUUCAUUGUUGGAGGCCAUUUCAUACUACAGUAUUACGGGUAGUACUUAUAGUGGUAUGGUGUUUGAUUGUCUAAAGAUUCAUUUGAUUCCUACCAGGUAGCCCUGCUUACCUAUGAGCACCUUUUUUUUUCCCCCACCCUACUCUUCCUUCUGUUCUUGGUAAGGAAAUUCAAUCUCAAUCUCGAUAGCAAACAUUAUAUGUAUUCAAUAAUACACCAACAUUGUCAACUGUAGGUAAAGAAAGUUUUCAGGUCACGGUACAGUAGCAUGUGAAUCCAUGAUUUUAGAAGACGCUACCGGAAGAAUCCAUACGGAGAAAGUAAAUGCAAGCCAAGUGGACCCUCUGGCCUUUAGUUAACCGCAGGUUAGAUCGCAACCUAAUCAAUUCCCUUUAUUCUAUCUCAGUAUUAG